Molecule: messenger RNA, 918 nt
Organism: Penicillium longicatenatum
Lineage: Eukaryota; Fungi; Ascomycota; Eurotiomycetes; Eurotiales; Aspergillaceae
Gene: gtmA
Product: gliotoxin thiomethyltransferase
Exons: 4
Coding region: 1-918 (305 amino acids)
Source: RefSeq, a predicted model, not a curated record
AUGGCCCAAGAAAUUCCAGACUGGAACAUUCUCUUCAAUGACGACAAGUUUAUCAAAGCUUAUAGACUCGGUGAAAGGGCUACCGUACAAUUCGCUCAGCUUCUCAUCGGCCAGAGUGGCAUAGUAGCUUACUCAAAGUCGCACCAAGACCGUCCAUUGGUGGUUCUUGACAACGCUUGCGGCACUGGGGUUGUCUCCAGUAUUCUUCAGCGCGAGUUGGACGAGCAUGUCAGGGCCAAAUGGCAGCUGACAUGUGGCGACCUUUCGGAGGGAAUGCUUGAGUACACCCGGCGCCGGGUGGAGAGCGAGAAAUGGCUUAAUGUAGAGGUGAAGACUGUGGAUGCGCAAGAUACAAAGUUGCCAUCCGAACACUUUUCGCACGUCUUCACGGCUUUUGCCUUUAUGGCCCUUCCAAAAGGGUUGGAUGCAUUGAAUGAAUCCACCCGUAUCUUGCAACCAGGAGGAACCAUUGCUUUCACUACUUGGAUCGAGCCGAGCUGGCUAAGGGAUGCUGGAAAGGCAAUUGCGACGAUAUCCAAUGACCUUCCAUGGCCGACAGCCGAGGAAUUCCUGGGCAUGAUAGGCCAGGGUCAAUGGAAUUCUGUGACAUGGAUUGAAUCCCAGCUCAGAGACCGAGACUACCGUGAUAUCAAAGUCAACGUUGUCACGAAAUACAACACACUUUCGGUGGCUGAGUUCGUGGAGAUGACCAUGUUCAUGAUGCCUCUAGUAAUGAAGUGCUGCUGGUCGGAGGCCUUGCAGGAGGAGAACAGAGACAAGGUUAAACCGGCCUUAGAGAAGUACCUGGCCGGUGCCUACGGAGAAAAGGGCGAGGUGCCUGGGGAAUGGAUCGCGAUCCUUUCGACGGCGCAGAAGCCUGCAGAAUGCCAAGUCUUGGAUGAUAUGGCUACUUGUUAA